AUGGCGCCGUUUUUGUCGACGAGAUUCAUAAUCCACUGCAUAUCCUGGAUGUCAACGCACAUCCUCCUCCUACUACUUCUGUUAAUACUCAUCCAUUGUGUUACCGUAUAUGGAUUCGAUAAAAUCGAACUCGAAGACACCACCAUCUAUUUUCCGCUUAAAAUCGAUUAUGUGGCGCCAUUUGGGUGCGCGUUGGAGGGCAAAACGUGCGAUGAUGAAGGCGCCGCUUAUAUACCGGCUGCUGUUCAAGUGGCGCUCGAGCGAUUCGACAAAAAUCCCAACCUUGAGAUAUUCCACAAUCUCUCAGUGAAUUAUGUGGACACCGCGAAAAUUGAGGGACCACGCGCCGCCAAAUCGGUGGCGAUGAAUGACGAAACGAUUGCGGUUGUCGGAUUAUCGCGCGAUUGCUACAUUCAGACGACGAUUCUGAAUAUUAAUAAUAAAAUUGGGGUGUCAGAUUACUGCCACAUGGAUUUGUCAAGGGUUAAAGGAUUCGAUCAGAGUACAGUACUUCUAAAUUCCGCGACGGACCCUCUCGCCAAGGCCGUUAUGUACUUCCUUAAAAUGUAUGAAUGGAAAAAAGUUGCCGUUGUCUCACCUUCAACGACCCUUCCGGCAUUUGACACCAAAGCUAGAAGUGAUUUACUAGACACUCUUGCUAACAAUGACAUCGAUAUUCUGCUUGAUAGUCGUGUUAACCCGAACGCCGAAUUGAGAACGAUUUCGAAAAAAAUUGGGGAAGACGCGAAAAAGGCUAGAAUUUUCAUCAUUCUUGAUUGGUCGCAAAACGCGAAAAUCCUUCGAAAUUAUCUUUUCAAGUUCGGCGAGCUCAAUAAAAUUCAAUCCGGCGAGUAUUUCAUCAUCGCGUUCGUUUCCUAUAGCGCCAAUUAUCAAUGGCUUGAUGACACCAGCGGAAGUCGAAAGCUUUUGCAUCUCGGCGUUGAUUCAAUUGACGAAUUUAACAUAACCGAUCACGACUUGCAAACCAUCUACCGUAAUCUAGUAAUUCUUUCCGAUGGUCCGCCGCCUGUUACACCGAAUUCGACAUGGGCUCAGGUUCAGAAGAAAGUGAAAGACGCUGCAAAAAAGGCAAUUUGUCCGCCAUUCUGCGAUGGAAAUAUCUCAAAGAAAAUCGUACCCCGCUGGGAUCGCAUUAAAUCGGUGUUCGACUCAUUGGACUACCUGGCUCAUUCCGUCGAUGAUGCCUUGAAGCUGGGAAAAAAUAUCUACAUAACCGAGAACUUGUAUGAAUUCAUGCUGUCUAGAACAAUUGAAAGUGUCGCUGGCGUCAACGAGUAUGUCGGCGGAUUUGGAAACGCGAUAGGAUCAAUGCAAGUGUACAAAUUCUUCUCCAGCAAAAUUCACAACACAUAUUCGCUGUUCCCUUGCGCAAGAUUGAGCCAAGAAUCCAUUCUAGCAUCCGAGUGGAUUCUGACGGACUACGAGGAGGGAUUAUCGAUAAACUUUAUCAACGGGUCACCUCCAGGCGACACUCCAAAAUGCGGAUUCCAUGAUGAGUUUUGUGGACCACCGCCGAAUUACACAUUCAUCAUUGUGAUUUCUUGCGGUGCAUUCCUUUUGAUUGUUCUCUCCGUCGCCGCAUUCUUUUUAUAUCGCCGAUAUCGCUAUGAAAGACGGCUUCAUUCACUACACUUAUUGAUUGAUCGCAAUCAAAUCAUUCUCAAAAAGCACGUGAAUCUUAUGAGCCAACAAAGUUUGAGAAGUAUGGCGAGUGUUCAAGGCUCCUUUAUACAAGCUUCUCAAACCUUGAAAAACUCCACAUUCUUCCUCGAGGACUACCAACAGGAUGAGACGAGCAAUGUAAGCACCAUAUUUGGAGAAUCGCAAACUGGAUCAAUGAUAGGAUCAGGGGUAUUCCGACAGUCAGGAUCGGCUACCAAUGAAACGACCGACGACCUUAGAUGGCAUUCGCUUUCCGAUUUUGCUGUGGGUCUCUAUGAGGGAAGAACAGUGGGAUUGAAGAGGAUCUAUAGAAGUGACAUUGAAUUGACAAGAAAUGUUCGAAUGGAAAUUGCACAGCUUCAAGAAAGCGCCAAUCCCAACAUUAUUGGAUUCCUUGGAAUGAUGGUUCAGGCGCCGGAUGUCUUUGUAGUCUACGAGCUAGCUCAACGAGGAUCCCUCAAGGAUAUACUGGAUAACGACGAAUUACCAUUGGACGAUAUUUUCAUGAAACAAAUGACGAAGGACAUUGUGGCGGGUCUUGAAUAUUUGCACAAUUCGCCGGUUGGCUGCCACGGCCGUCUGAAAUCCACUAAUUGCCUGAUUGAUAGUCGCUGGAUGGUGCGGUUGUCCUCAUUUGGGCUUCGCGAGCUUCGAAUGGAUGAGAAUCCGAUACGCGAUGAUGUGCAGGACGGCAGGGACGAUCUCUGGACGGCGCCGGAGCUUCUUCGCUGGUCCACAGGGCUCGCCCAGUGCUCACCGUUGCUCGUACAGAAAGCUGAUGUGUACUCGCUGGCGAUUGUACUCUACGAGACGUUCGGAAGAGCGGGACCAUGGGGAGAAGAGCCGAUGGAACCGAGAGAGAUUGUGAAUCGUGUCAAGCGUGGCGAGACCGAGGGGAAGCGCGCGUUUCGUCCCGACAUCGCUGUCGUCAAAGAUGCUCCAAAAAUUGUGCAGGAAACAAUUUCGGCGUCAUGGGUCGAGGAUCCAGCGGAACGGCCAUCGCUAUUUCAAAUUAAGAGGAAAUUGAGGCCACUGACAGCAGGAUUAAAACGCACCAUUAUGGAUAAUAUGGUAUCGAUGAUCGAGAAGUACACGGCAAAAUUGGAGAAAGAUAUUGCUGAAAGGAAUGAGGAAUUGGAGGCGGAGAAAGAAAAAAGCGAAAUGCUGCUGAAAAUGAUGCUUCCAGAUGUUGUCGCUGACAGCCUGAAACGCGGAAACAACGUCACCGCUGAAUCAUUUGAUAGUGUCACGAUCUUCUUCUCGGAUUGUCCAGGAUUCGCCGAACUCUCCGCGUCGUCCCAACCGUUUGAAAUUGUCCAAUUCCUUAAUGAUUUGUACACCUGUUUCGAUAAUGUGAUCAGCAAAUAUGAUGUGUACAAGGUUGAGACCAUCGCCGAUUCGUACAUGGUCGCUUCCGGGCUCCCAAUUCCCAACGGCAAGCAUCACGUGGGCGAGAUUGCUUCGAUGGGAUUGGCGCUAUUGGACGCUGUCAAGGAUUUCCGAAUCAAGCAUCGGCCGGAGGACAAGGUCCGCCUUCGCAUCGGAAUGAACUCGGGACCAUGUGUAGCAGGUGUGAUUGGAUUGAAAAUGCCGAGAUAUUGUUUGUUCGGUGAUACUGUGAACACAGCUAGUCGAAUGGAAAGCAAUGGAAUCCCUCUUCGUAUCAAUUGCUCGGAAUCUGCGAAGCAGCUGUUGGAGCUUCUCGGAGGCUAUGAGAUCGAGGAAAGAGGGCUAGUCGAGAUGAGGGGAAAGGGCAAGCAAAUGACAUACUUUGUUCGCGGCGAGAAUCCCGCGGCGCGUCGGGAUCGCAUUCUAAAGGAUCGCGUCAAAUACGCAACCCUCAAAAAGGCGAUCGUCGAUGAGAAGAAAAUCGAAUUCUCGUGA
Caenorhabditis bovis is the source of this 3567-nucleotide messenger RNA. Lineage: Eukaryota; Metazoa; Nematoda; Chromadorea; Rhabditida; Rhabditidae. The record is from the annotation of a GenBank genome assembly.